Messenger RNA from Rotaria sordida, 322 nucleotides. The record is from the annotation of a GenBank genome assembly. Lineage: Eukaryota; Metazoa; Rotifera; Eurotatoria; Philodinida; Philodinidae.
AGGAUCAACAGCAGGAUUAAAACAACCAGCAAAUACGACUUCAGCUGCUGGUAAUGCACAAGAUAAUGCUUUAAAUCAAGCGAAUACUAAUGCAUGGACACAAUACUGGAUGCAAUGUCAAGCGUAUAUGCAGCAACAACAACAGCAGCAAUCUCAAGUUCCAUCAGCAACAACUUCAGCAACAAUAGCAGCACCAUCUCAGCUUUAUCCACAAACAUCGGGUAAACAACAACAAACGCCAUCUAGUUCAACAUCAAAUACAAGUGCAUCAUCUGGUGCUCCUUCAGCAUCGAAUUGGCAAACAUGGUUCAAUCCAAAAUGA